This is a messenger RNA of Exophiala spinifera, 987 nucleotides long. RefSeq lists its product as uncharacterized. The record is from RefSeq and is a predicted model, not a curated record. The coding region runs from base 1 to 987 and encodes 328 amino acids. The transcript has a single exon. NCBI's taxonomy places the organism in Eukaryota, Fungi, Ascomycota, Eurotiomycetes, Chaetothyriales, Herpotrichiellaceae.
AUGGACAACGUAUACAGCCGCGCAGCGGGCGACGAGGAGCACAUACUCGCAUUGCCAGGAGGACGACAGCUGGCGUAUGCACACAACGGGCCGUCGACAUCACGGACCAUCGUCAUCUUCUUCUCCGGCAUGAUGAGUGUAGGCGUCGCUCCCGACGUGCCGGCGCCGUGCCGCGCUCUGGAGGUACACUGGAUUGCGCCGACGCUGCCGGGCAUGGGCCGCUCGAGCACCCGCGACAUGAGCGUGCCAUACCACGUCGGCCUGGCGAGGGACAUGACGGCUCUGCUGGAGCAUUUCUACCCGGACGGCGCCUUCGAUGCCAUCUACCUCGGCGGCGGGUCGUACGGCACAGUGCAAGCUCAAAUGCUCUAUGGGGCGCCUUACGACGUAUUCCCCGCCGGCCGCAAAGUCGUCGGGUGUGUUCUGCUCGCGGGGUUUUCGCCGGUCAAGUACGACAAGGAAUACGCGAGGGGACUGUCGUGGCAGAAUUGGGUCUCCUUUGGGCCGCCCUCGCAGCUUCCAUUGCGGCCUCUGCAGAGGCUUUUCAGGUCCGUGGUGGCGUCGAAGUUCCAGAAGCUGGACGGCGCCAAGAGCUUUCUUCGCCAGACGAUCAUAGACAAGAUGGACGACGACGAGAAGGUCCAGCUGGCCGAGUGGCUACGCAAGAACGACAGGACCGAGGAUGAGUGGGUCGAGACAACGGCCAAGAUCGCCAUGAGGUCGUGCGACAAUUGGGACGGGUUCAUGGAAAUUUCCGAUGUCAUUCAUUCGGAUUGGGGCUUUGCGCCCGCCAUGCUGGACGACGAACACGCUUCCAAGCCCAUACUGGUCGUGGCGUCGCAGAAUGAUCACAUUGGCGGAAGCAACAAUGGCUGGCUUGUGGAGAACUACAGAUCGGCCAAAUUGAAGAUGGUUCCAGGAGGUCACAUAUCGGCUAUCUACUAUAUGGAUGAAAUCUGGCAGGACAUGAUAGACCUGACGGCAUAG